This is a messenger RNA of Siniperca chuatsi (mandarin fish), 9615 nucleotides long. RefSeq names its product teneurin transmembrane protein 1 (gene tenm1). Lineage: Eukaryota; Metazoa; Chordata; Actinopteri; Centrarchiformes; Sinipercidae. Gene Ontology annotation, molecular function: cell adhesion molecule binding; protein heterodimerization activity; protein homodimerization activity. Gene Ontology annotation, biological process: heterophilic cell-cell adhesion; signal transduction; neuron development. The coding region runs from base 516 to 8795 and encodes 2759 amino acids. The transcript is spliced from 38 exons. Gene Ontology annotation, cellular component: neuron projection; membrane. The record is from RefSeq and is a predicted model, not a curated record.
CGUGUUUGUGUCUGUGGCCGGUCUGUGCCACACCCCCUUCUCCUCGGUGCGGUGGUACGAUCCAGAGAUGCUGUUAUAGCGGCACCGAGCCUCACCAGCAACAGCAUCACCCGUCAGCCUCCUCGGGGUUCAACUGCGGCUAAACGCACCGCGCCGGGCUCCCUGUCACACAGCACAGCGGAGCUGGCUCGCGCACGGCACCUGCAAGGAGAUCCCUUCCUCUCCGCACAAAUCGCUUCGUCGUUCUCUAUCGGCAUUUGAGAGAGCGAGCAUCAUCAGCAUCAGCACCGCCGCCUCGAAACCAGACCAGCAGGCACAGAGAGAGGCGUCUCGUCCACAUUUCUAGCACUUGCACCGCGUCUCAAGUCAAAUUUCUACCGGGGGGAUUGCACAAUCUUCAGCAAUUGCAGGGUUCUCAUAGCAUGGAAUCGGACUAAAGGAAUGGCUUUACGUCGUGGAGACUCUGUGCUCUGUGCUGUGGCUGUGCUGAGUGACUAAGUGGAGCCUUACAAGCCAUGGAGGAGAUGGACAGUAAACCCUACCAGCCGUUGUCUAAGGGACGCCAUGAAAUGGAGAUGUCCUACACCAGCUCGUCUGACGAAAGCGAGGACGGCCGCGCCCACCACCGUUCCUACACCUCACGCGAAACCCUGCCUGACUACACACAUGAGCUACGCCUCACCCUCGGUUCACACCGGGAAAGACAGAGCAACUACAGCCAACCCCAGCCAGAUUUAGACUUCUGUAAGGCUGGGCAGAUGAGGAGCCCUGACUACCACAUCCACCAACAGCAGCAACAGCCGCAGCAGCAUCAGGAGGAGGAGGAGGAAGCGCUGUGCUCUGGACCGGCCGCUCAUGUCCACAGCCGCGGCUACUCCCUGGGCGUGGGCUCGGACGUGGACACGGAGCCGGAGGUGGACCCCUCUCCUAAUCACGGCCUGCAGCACAUGUGGAUGCGCGGCCUGAAGUCUGAGCAGAGCUCUUGCCUCACGAGCCGUGCCAACUCUGCCCUCUCUCUCACCGACACUGAGCAUGACAGGAAAUCUGAGCCUGACAAUGAGCUGCCCAGCAGUCCAGGUGGUCAGUUCACAUUUCGCCCGCUGCCCCCGCCUCCCCCUCCACCACAUGCCUGCACUUGUGCCCGCCCGGCGCCCUACACUCAAGUCAGCCUGCAGAGGAAGACCAUGCCAACGCGGUGCCAGGCCAGUCAGGGCAGCCAGGGGGCAGACACAAGCUCGAGCACAGACCAGGCGCAGCUUCACAACAGCUGGGUGCUCAACAGCAACAUUCCCCUGGAGACCAGACACUUCCUGUUCAAGCAGGGCUCUGGAUCAUCGGCUCUACUGUCAGGGGCGGGACAGGGUUAUCCUCUGACAUCUGGGACUGUGUACUCCCCUCCACCCCGGCCUCUCCCUCGCAGCAGCGUGACCAGACCACUGUUUACCUUCAACAAGCCUCACCGCUGCUGCAACUGGAAGUGUACAGCCCUGUCGGCGUCGCUCCUUACUCUCACCCUGGCGCUGCUGCUCACAUACGUCAUUGCGGUCCACCUGUUAGGGCUGACCUGGCAUCUGCGGCACGGCGAGAGCCAGCUGUAUGAGAACGGCCUGACUUCGGCAGACCAUCAACAGGAGGACCACAGCAAAACCAGACCUACCAGCUCCAUCCACCUGCUGGACACACUCAACCCUGAAAACACACACGCCGGUGACAGAGAGAAGUGGGUGCGAGGCCGGGCCAUUGACCGCGGUGAGGUCGACAUUGGAACCCAGCAGAGCCAGGCAAUCCCUCCGGGACUUUUUUGGAGGUUUCAUAUGACUGUGCACCAUCCAACCUACAUCAAGUUCAACCUGUCUCUCUCACACAACGCACUGCUGGGGGUCUACGGACGCAGGAACAUACCGCCUACACACACUCAGUUCGACUUUGUGAAACUGUUGGACGGGAAGGCGCUGCCCAGGUCUUUGACUGAUCCCGUCUCAACUGCCAAAGCUCCCAAAGGCCUGCUGCUGAGCGGCCUCCAAGAAACAGGCUUCAUUGAGUACAUGGACCCCGGCACCUGGCACCUGGCUCUCUACAACGAUGGACGCAACCUGGAGCAAGUGUUACUCCACAGCACUCCCAUAGAUUCAAUGGAUGGUUGCUCCACAGACUGUAAUGGAAACGGAGAGUGUGUGGCUGGACACUGCCACUGCUUUGCUGGAUUCUUGGGUCCUGACUGUGCUAAAGAUUCAUGCCCCGUGUUGUGCAGCGGUAACGGCGUGUAUGAGAAAGGAAGGUGUGUGUGCCUGGCAGGGUGGAAGGGGGCAGAGUGUAAUGUGGAGGAAGGUCAGUGUAUUGACCCCACCUGCUCCAACCAUGGCUCCUGCAUCCAGGGAAUCUGCAUAUGUAGUCCAGCCUACAAGGGGGUGAAUUGUGAACAAGUGGACUGCGUAGACCCUCAGUGUGGCGGGCAUGGCGUGUGUGUGCGCGGGGAGUGCGUGUGCUCGGCAGGCUGGGCAGGAGUGAGCUGUGAUGACCCGCUGCCAGCCUGUCAGGAGCAGUGUUCAGGACAUGGCACCUAUCUCCCUGAGUCAGACACCUGUGCCUGCCAGCCCAACUGGACGGGACCAGACUGCUACACUGAGCUGUGCCCGGUGCCAUGUGGCAGCCAUGGUGUUUGCUCAGAGGGCCAGUGCCAGUGCGAGGAGGGUUGGAUUGGUGCUGCAUGCAACCAGAGAGCGUGCCAUCCUCACUGCGAAGAACACGGCCAGUGCCACGACGGGACCUGCAUCUGCCAGCCUGGCUGGGAGGGAGAGCACUGUAACAUUGUUACUCAUGAUUUGGACGUUGUUGUGAAAGACGGCUGCCCAGGGUUGUGCAGUGGGCAUGGGCGCUGUACCCUGGAGCAGAGCGGCUGGCGCUGCGUCUGCCAGACUGGAUGGAGUGGGCCUGGAUGCAGCGUUGUCAUGGAAACUGACUGCAGUGAUGGAACAGACAACGACGGAGAUGGCCUGAUAGACUGUGUAGACCCAGACUGUUGCGAGCAGCUGAGUUGUGGCUCUGACCCUCUGUGUCAUGGCUCGGCCGACCCCUUGGCCCUGUUGCAGCAGAGCCCGCUGCCCCCCACCACACCCCCCUCACCUACUAGCACACACACUAACAGCUUCUACCGCCGCAUACUAUUCCUCCUUGGCAAAGCGGCCACACACACUCUCCCGGGAGACGUGCCCUUUGAUACCAGUCGAGUAGCUGUGAUUCGAGGUAGUGUUGCGUUACAGGAUGGCUCUCCUCUGGUUGGAGUCAACAUCACCUUCCCACAGCAUCCAGAGUAUGGUUACACUAUCAGUAGGCAGGAUGGAAGUUUUGACCUGGUGACCUUGGGUGCCAUGUCCAUGACCCUGAUGUUCCAGCGCCCACCCUUCCUGCCACAGACACGCACCAUCUGGACGCCUAACAACAACUUCCUUGUUCUGGAUCAGGUGACCAUGUCCAGGGAGGAAGCUCAACCUCCUAAAUGUGACAUCAGGAGUGUUUUGAGUCCCUACCCGCUGGUCCUGCCCUACCCACUUCCCAGAUACACAAGAGCAUGUGCAGAGAAGGGGCCAGCAGUACCUGAGCUACAGGUGGUGCAGGAAGAAGUUUCAAUCCCAGGAGCCUUUGCGAAGCUGAACUAUUUGAGCACCCGUGCUGCAGGCUACCUCUCUCUGCUGCGAAUCCUCCUCACACCUCCCUCCCCAUCGUCCCCCAUCUCACCACUGGGCGGUCUGUCCAAGGUGCAUGUCCGUGCAUCGAUCCAGGGAAGAUUGUACCAGCGUUGGUAUCCCGCUGGGCCUGGCCUGGUCCACAGACUGGUCUGGAACAAGACUGAUGUUUAUGGCCAGGAGGUCUGGGGUCUCACUCAUGCAACUGUUUCUGUUGGCUAUGAGUAUGAGUCUUGUCCUGGCUUUAUCCAAUGGGAGAGGAGGACCGCUCUGAUGCAGGGAUUUGAACUGGUCCCCUCAAACCUGGGAGGGUGGUCUCUGGACAAACACCACGCCCUCAACAUACACAGUGGAAUCCUUCACAAGGGAAACGGGGAAAACGUCUUCCUCUCCCAGCAGCCUCCUGUCAUAAGCACUGUGAUGGGGAAUGGUUUUUACCGGAGCGUCCCCUGCGGUCCAAGCUGCAGUGGCGCCGCUCGGGACAUGAUGCUGUUUGCCCCCGUGGCACUGACCAGCGGCCCUGACGGCUCUCUCUACGUAGGGGACUUCAACUUCAUCCGCAGGGUCCAUCCGGAUGGAUACACCAGAACCAUACUGGAACUCAAGAACCGGGACACCAGACACAGCACCAGCCCUGCUCAUAAGUACUACCUGGCCAUGGAUCCAAUGGGGGAGGUUCUUUACGUGUCUGACACCAGCAGUCGCAGAGUGUACCGGGUGAGGAACCUAGGGCAGCCAAAAGAGCCAUCUCGCAACUUGGAGGUAGUGGCCGGGACAGGGGAGCAGUGUCUCCCUUUUGACCAGAGCCACUGUGGAGAGGGAAGGAAGGCCACUGAAGCUGCACUCAAUAACCCUCGAGGUAUUGCAGUGGAUAAAAGAGGUGUUGUCUACUUCGUUGAUGGCACCACCAUUCAGAAGAUUAAUGAGAGGGGUUUGCUCUCCACUGUGAUUGGCUCAAACGGCCUGAUGUCGACGCAGCCGCUAAGCUGUGAUGCACGCAUGGACAUCAGCCAGGUGCGUCUGGAGUGGCCAACAGACCUGGCCAUCAACCCGCUGGACAACUCCCUCUACAUCCUGGACAACAAUAUUGUCCUACAGGUAUCAGAAAAUCUUCAGGUGCGUAUUGUGGCGGGCCGCCCAAUCCACUGCCAGGUUCCAGGUAUUGACCACCACCUGGUAAGAUGGGCAGCGGUGCGCGCCACCCUGGAGGCUGCCAAGGCCAUCGCCCUGUCCCACCUGGGCACACUGUUCAUCGCUGAGACUGAUGAGAGGCGCAUCAACCGCAUCCAACAGGUGUCAACCAACGGGGAGAUAUCUGUUAUCUCUGGAGCCCCCACGGACUGUGACUGUAAGAUAGAUCCCAACUGUGACUGUUUCUCUGGAGAUGGAGGCUACGCCCGUGAUGCUCGUCUCAAAGCCCCCUCUUCUCUGGCCGUGGCCCCCAAUGGCACCCUAUAUAUUGCUGAUCUCGGCAACAUCCGGAUCAGAGCUGUCAGCCCCAACCAGCCUCAGCCCAGCCCAGCUGGACUGGUGGAGAUCAGCUCCCCACUGGACCAGGAACUCUAUCUUUUCAGCCAGAAUGGCUCCCACAUGUACACCAAACACCUGAUCACCGGCCACUACCUGUACAACUUCUCUUAUGGCGUGGACGGCCAGCUGUCUGGACUGACGUGUCGCGACGGCCAUGGGCUCCAGGUGAGGAGAGAUGCCCAUGGAGUGCCUCUCUGGUUGGCCCUACCUGGCGGACAGGUGUACUGGUUGUCUCUUAGCAACAGUGGAACACUGAGAAAGGUGUCAGCCCAAGGCCAUGACAUCGCCCACAUCACUUACCAUGGCAACACGGGUCUCCUAGCAACCAAGAGUGAUGAGAACAGUUGGACCACUGUUUAUGAGUACAACAGCGAGGGUCGCGUGACCAACAUCACCCUCCCCACUGGUGAGGUGAGCGGUUUCCACGGCAACCUGGAGCGCUGGUCUCGGGUGGAGGUUGAGGCGUCCAACCGUGAGAACUUUGUCACCAGCACCAACUUGUCUGCCAGUGACACCAUCUACAUGUUCAGACAAGACCAUGCUCAGAGUUCAUACAGAAUCAGCGCUGACGGGUCAUUCCUUGUGUCACUGGCGAGUGGGAUGGAGCUGUCACUCAGCACGGAGCCCCUCCUCCCUGGAGUCGUCGGGGGAGGAGUCAGUCCCACGGCCAGCCGCUGUAACAUCAGCCUGCCCGGAGAUCACGCCCCCAGCCUGAUAGAGUGGAGGCAGAGGAAGGAGCAGAGCAAGACUAACUACAGCACUUAUGAACGCAGGCUCAGGGCACACAACAGGAACCUGCUGUCCAUAGACUUUGAUCAGAGCACCAGAGUAGGGAAGAUCUACGAUGACCACAGGAAGUUCACCCUCCAUAUCCAGUAUGACCCGUUGGGCCGACCCGUGGUCUGGUCCCCCAGUAGCAAAUACACUGAAGUAAACAUCAGCUAUUCUAGUGGAGGACUGUUGUCAGCCAUCCACCGUGGAGAAUGGUCUGAACGGCUGGAGUAUGAGAACGACAGGGUGGUGUCCAGAGCCUGGGUCAACGGCAAGAUCUGGAGCUACACAUACGCAGACAGAUCCAUUAUGCUGCUCCUGCAUAGCCAGCGGCGCUACGUCUUUGAGUACGACCAAACAGACCGUCUGGUUGCCGUGACGAUGCCCAGCAUGGUGAAACACACCCUGCAGUCGCUCCUGUCCAUCGGUUACUACAGGAGCAUACACACUCCUCCUGACAGCCAGUCCUCCUUCAUGCAGGACUACACCUUGGAUGGGCGGCUGCUGAGGACUCAGUACUUGGGAACAGGACGCAGUGUCAUCUAUAGGUAUACACCAGCAGCGCGGCUCUCGGAGGUGGUUUAUGACUCCACCCUGGUGACCUUCACUUACGACGACGCCUCUGGCACUGUCAAGACUAUUCAUCUCACCCAUAAUGGCUUCAUAAGCUCCAUAAGAUACAGACAGACAGGUCCCCUGACAAGUCGGCAAAUCUUCCGCUUCAGCGAAGAAGGCUUGGUCAACGCCAGGUUUGACUACAGCUACAACAACUUCAGAGUGACCAGCAUGCAGGCAGUCAUCAAUGAGACCCCCCUUCCCAUUGAUCUGUACCGUUAUGUCGACGUAUCAGGACGGGUCGAGCAGUUUGGCAAGUUCAGCGUCAUCUUUUAUGACCUCAACCAGGUGAUCACCACCCAUCUGAUGAAGCACACCAAAGUUUUUAACUCCUACGGCCAGGUGGUAGAGGUCCAGUAUGAGAUCCUUAAAUCCAUCGCCUACUGGAUGACCAUCCAGUAUGACUCAGCAGGGCGCACAACCACCUGUGACAUAAGGGUGGGCGUUGACAACAAUGUGACACGCUACACUUAUGAGUACGAUGCAGACAGCCAGCUGCAAAGUGCCUCGGUUAAUGAGCGGCCUCAGUGGCGCUACAGCUACGACCUCAAUGGGAACAUUAACCUGCUCAGCCAUGGGACCAGUGCUAGGCUGACUCCGCUGCGUUACGACCAUAGAGACCGCAUCACACACCUCGGCGAGUUACAGUACAGCGUGGAUGACGACGGCUUCCUCCGCCAGCGAGCAAAUGAUCUGUUUGACUACAACUCCAACGGCCUGCUGACCCGCGUCUUCAACCGGGUGACUGAGCACUCCGUGUGGUAUCGCUACGACGGGCUGGGUCGGCGUGUGGCCACCAAGAGCAGCCAGGGCGAGCAGCUGCAGUUCUUUUAUGCUGAUCUGUCACACCCUACCAGGGUCAGCCACUUGUACAACCACAGCAGCAAUCUGAUCACGUCGCUGUACUACGACCUGCAGGGGCAUCUCAUCGCCAUGGAGCUGAGCAGCGGGGAGGAAUACUACGUCGCCUGUGACAGUGUGGGGAGUCCGAGGGCAGUUUUCUCUAGCAAGGGGCGACUGGUCAAAGAGAUCCUCUACACCCCUUAUGGAGAGGUCUACCAGGACACCAACCCUGACUUCCAGCUUGUCAUCGGCUUCCACGGAGGCUUGUACGAUCCUCUCACACGGCUGGUGCAUUUGGGCAGGAGGGAUUAUGACACGCUAGCUGGUCGAUGGACUUCGCCCAAUCACGAACUGUGGGGGGAGCUGAGCAAGGAGCCGAAGCCGUUUAACUUGUACGCCUUCAAAAAUAACUGUCCAGUUGGGAGAGUGGAGGAGGUGACGCAGUUUACUACAGACAUUGGUAGCUGGCUGCAGCUAUUUGGCUUCCAGCUUCAUAAUGUUGUCCCAGGCUUCCCGAAGCCUGAAGUGGGCAGAAUGGAACAAACAUAUGAACUGAUGAAGACCCAGACCAAGACACAGAACUGGGACUCCAGCAAAGUGGUUUUGGGGAUCCAGUGUGAGCUGCGGAGACAGCUGAGGAGCUUCAUUUCUCUGGAGAGGUUACCUCUUGUCUCAGAGCCUGUAGGCUCAACUUGCCACAGACCGACGCGCCCUCCUCCCUUCGGCUCCCGGCCCUCUCUUCUCGGCCCCAGCAUCCGGUUUGCCAUCUCCCACGGCCGUGUCACUGCUGAAGUCAUCGGCGUAGCUAGCGAGGACAGCCGCCGCGUGGCAGCCAUUUUAAAUGGCGCCGUCCACCUGAGCGGGCUGAGCUUCACCGUGCGCGGCUGUGACACCCAUCACUUCCUCCAGUCCCGGCCAAUCGAAGAAGACCUCGCUCUGGGGCUAGGAGUCGGGGGGCGCAUCCUAGAGACCGGGGUGAACGUGAGCGUGUCUCAGAUGAGUGCCAUGGUGAACGGCAGGACUCGACGAUUCGCUGACAUCACUCUUCAGCAGGGGGCGCUGUGCUUGUGCGUGCGCUACGGCGGGAACGAGGAGGAGGAGAGGGCACGGGUGAGGGAGGAGGCGAGAAAGAGAGCGGUGGAGGGUGCAUGGGAGAAGGAGAGGAAGAGGGUGGAUUUAGGGGAUGCGGGGAGCAGGGCGUGGACCGAGGUUGAGAAGCAGCAGCUGCUAUCCGGAGGACUCGUUCAGGGUUACGACGGCUACUACUCCCUGCCUAUAGAGCAGCAGCCGGAGCUGUCCGACUGCCCCUCCAACAUCCACUUUAUGACACUAAGCGAGGUGGGGGGCAGGUAACAGAGACACACGAGCAGUCCCCCACCCACCAAAGACUGCCUGUUUCUACUCUACUCUGAUUUGUUCUACUGUUUCUAUACUGUAUCAAAAAAAAGAAGAUGACGACAAAGAGGAACAAGAAGAGAGAUUGGGGAAAAAAUUAUUUCCAAAUGCCUUUAAUUGUGACAAAAUGAUGGUAUUUUAUUAUUAAUCGUCCAGUUUCUCCAAUUUCUAACAGUGGCACAAGCAGUGUGGUUUGGCUGUGGCUUUGCUUUUUGUAUCCCGACUGGCCUGGGACUGACCGACUGACAGACUGACUCACUGACUGACUGAUGGACUGACAGUCUGUCAUUUGCUGUUUCAACACUGUUCAUCAUUUUAGACUCUAUGUUUGAAUUCACUGAACUGUAGAGACUUUAGGAUUGCCAGUGAAUGAUCCUCUUCAUGACUCGAAUCAAGAGCUCUCCGGUUGCCAUUUGAGUUCCUACAUGGUUUACCUCGGAUAUACUAUCGUUUACAUAUUGUGUAAGAGAGGCCUUGUCGACUCUGACACUCCCCUUUAGAGAAGGAAACCUCUGGUUUUCCACCUCUGGUGUGCUCCAACAGUAGUUUGUAUGAGUGUGUAUACUAAAAUCAAGAAUGUACAUAGCCAGUGCUUUCACACUGAAAAAAGUGCUUAACUGGAUAUUCUGUUGUUCAUAAGUAAGUGUCAGUAUUGUUAAUCAAUAGAAAAACAGUUACAUUUUUGCAAAGAAUUAUACAUGGCUAUAGUAAAUAUUCUCGCUGAAAAAUCUGACUUUAUUGGGUUACAAUGCUGAUUAAAGUUAUUAUGUGUGAAUUA